Baudoinia panamericana UAMH 10762 is the source of this 2380-nucleotide messenger RNA. Its product is annotated as glycosyltransferase family 76 protein. Gene Ontology annotation, biological process: GPI anchor biosynthetic process. The record is from RefSeq and is a predicted model, not a curated record. Gene Ontology annotation, molecular function: alpha-1,6-mannosyltransferase activity; GPI mannosyltransferase activity. The coding region runs from base 469 to 2007 and encodes 512 amino acids. The transcript has 2 exons. Gene Ontology annotation, cellular component: endoplasmic reticulum membrane; mannosyltransferase complex. NCBI's taxonomy places the organism in Eukaryota, Fungi, Ascomycota, Dothideomycetes, Mycosphaerellales, Teratosphaeriaceae.
UGCACAGCGCACCACAUUAAUCGGAGCUCCGACGGCCCGCGUGUGGCAUGAAACAUCCCUUUCGAGCCGCUGCCGGCGCUCAUGAUCCUCUCACACCUUGGCACCGGCAGCCAAGAGACUCGUCUUCGUCAUCCACUCGACUUCACGCAUCGUGGGAAGAUCGCUGCUCCACUUGGGACUUCACUGCCUGCUUGUAUGUCCGGCUAGUCGGCGGAGUGACUUGUCGGUGCUAGUCCCUCUUCAUCUUCAAGGCUUGUAUACGAGUACAGCCGGCUCUCGUACGACUGCGGGCCUACCCGCCUUGACAACAGCGGUGUCACCGCUUUGCGCCCCAUCUGCUCGUUCGUGUCAGGGUGGUGUGAGACGCACGGUGACGAGAAAGGAUCUGACAACGCCUCAGCCGGAUGGUGUCGGCAAAUUAACAACACACGAGAAGCUUUCCGAAAGCGUCCAUUGCCUCUGACCGCCAUGAACGUGCUGAAGACUUACUUCAGCCCUACCAGGAUCAGCCAGCCCGCAACCUUGAAAGGGAAGGCUGCAAGGCCCAUUCAGCAGACCAGUAUACAGCGACUGCUUCGGAUCUUCGCGGCUUGGAAGGCUGUGCUACUAAUCGUCGCCCUGCUGAGUCCUGGCGUCGGGUAUGACACGAGCACGCGAAUAUUGUUCGAUCAGCAUGCCAAGAAUCACCAUCUGUCGUGGGUUUCUUCAGCGAUAGAGUACAUCGUGCUUCGCCUGACAAGGUGGGACGCCAUCUACUUUGCGAGCAACGCGUCUCGUGGUUAUGUUCGUGAGCAGGACUGGGCCUUCAGCUGGCUGCUAUCGAAGUGCACCUCUUUUUUCGCUGGAGCUCUCCUAUGGCCUCUACCCGUCUCCUCCAUUGUCAAGCACGCCAUCGCCGGCAUCUGCAUCUCCCAUCUCUCCCACGCUCUCGCAGUCAUCGUGCUCUAUCAGCUUGUUUACACCAUCACCCCGUCUCCCUCUGACCAACGCAAGCGGCAAGUCGCCUUCACGACAGCAUGCCUACACAUCCUAUCUCCCGCCGGCAUCUUCCUCUCCGCACCCUACGGCGAGUCCACCUUCGCCCUCUUCAACUUCCUCGGCCUCUUAUGCUACGCCAUCGCAGUCGACGCCCGCUUCUCCAACUACGCCGAUGCCUACCAAAUCGACGCCUGCUGGACGCUAGGCGCCGGUAUCUUCUUCGGUCUAGCAAGCAUGAUACGCUCCAACGGCCUGCUAAGCGGCUUGAUCUUCCUAUGGGAUGCCGUUCUCAGCUUACCUAACCUCCCCCAACUUCUUCGCAUCCGCGACCUGGAGCAGCUAACCCGCCUCCUCUCCACCCUCACCGCGGGCCUGAUCCUAGCAUCCUGCUUCGCCUUCCCGCAAUACCUCGCCUACACCCAAUACUGCACCAACACUAACGCCCCCCGGCCCUGGUGCACCGCCACCCCUCCCUCCAUCUACACCUUCGUGCAAUCCCACUACUGGAACGUCGGACUCUUUAGGUACUGGACCCUCCCCAACCUGCCCCUCUUCGCUCUCGCCUUCCCCAUGGGUUGGAUCAUGGUCGAGACAACCUUCCCCUGCCUACUUCAGUCCCAUCACGUCAACCGCGUGCUCAACGGCUCCACGCAGGCGGACCAGAAACCGCAACCAUACCCUCCCACCCCGCAAACGCGUCGGGAGAAAGUCCUCCAACAUCUGCUCCCCCGCUUCGCCCUCCCGCAGUUGCUACUCGUGGCGUUGGCGGCGACGAGUUUCCACGUCCAGAUCUUGAACCGAAUUAGCUCCGGGUAUCCGAUCUGGUAUCUCGCGCUAGCGAUUGAGAUGUGUGUGCCCGCUUGGGGAAGCGGGGAUGAAGGUGUGGAUGGGAAGAGGCAGGCGUUGUUCAGGCUGUUUGGGAAUUAUGAUCGCAUUCCGUCUGCACGGCCGGAGUGGGUGGUUAGGGGCAUGAUGGUGUAUGCGGUGGUGCAGGCGGGAUUGUUUGCAAGUUUUUUGCCGCCGGCUUGAGAGGGUGGGCUAGGCUUAGGUUGGGAAUGCCAUGGGUGUGGCGGUUUUAACGGGUUCGACUCAGAUGUAGUCACUGGACUUCAGCAAGUGUUCCUAUCAAAGCAUGUACGGCAUAAAGUUUGUCAACAGGAUUGCUUGUAUUGAACGAGCAUAUGAUGGCAAUAUAGUCCAUCAACCCAUCGACUACGUGGAGAAGCCACAAGAUCCGGGAGGAGCAUAUUACAUCCUAGAGCUUUGCUGUCGAAAGGAGGCUUCACUGUGCUCGGGCUAUACCAAUAUGAACAUACACCACAGCGGCAUGGGAUAUGGCAACAUAGACCUGCAAUCCAUUCUUGGCAGCUCACAUGUCGCUAAGGAUACAUGUAUUUUCGGA